CAUUGCCGAAGCUGGCCGAUAGGUUCCUCGCAGCCGCUAAGGGGAUGUAACAGCACUCGACCAGGCUGGGGGAGCUGGUCGGUAAAUAAAGCCGCCUUCCCUCCGGCUGCGAGGCCUUUUUUUUAACUUCCCGGUGAGACUAGGUUUGGAGGGUUUCCGGCCGGAGGCCAUUAGAUGGGACACCCGGAAGGCGGAAGUCCCAGGGCGGAAGUGGCCGAGAGGAACGGAGAAUGGCGGCGGAAGGCUGGUUUUGGCGCUGGGGCUGGGGCCGGCGGUGCCCGGGGAGGCCUGGGCUUCCCGGCCCUGGCCCUGGCCCCACUACACCUCUACUUCUUUUUCUGUUGCUGGGGCCGGUUGUUGCAGAUAUAACUGACGGCAACAGUGAACACCUCAAGCGGGAGCAUUCGCUUAUCAAGCCCUACCAAGGGGUCGGUUCCAGCUCCAUGCCCCUCUGGGAUUUCCAAGGCAGCACUAUACUCACGAGCCAGUACGUGCGUUUGACCCCUGAUGAGCGCAGCAAAGAGGGCUCUAUCUGGAACCACCAGCCUUGCUUCCUCAAGGACUGGGAGAUGCAUGUCCACUUCAAAGUCCACGGUGCAGGGAAGAAGAAUCUCCAUGGAGAUGGCAUUGCCUUGUGGUAUACCCGGGACCGCCUUGUGCCAGGGCCUGUGUUUGGAAGCAAAGACAACUUCCAUGGCCUAGCCAUCUUCUUGGACACAUAUCCCAAUGAUGAGACCACAGAGCGUGUGUUCCCGUACAUCUCGGUGAUGGUGAACAAUGGCUCCCUGUCCUACGACCAUAGCAAGGAUGGCCGCUGGACUGAGCUGGCAGGCUGCACGGCUGACUUCCGCAACCGCGAUCAUGAUACCUUCCUGGCUGUUCGCUACUCCCGUGGCCGUCUGACGGUGAUGACCGACCUAGAGGACAAGAACGAGUGGAAGAAUUGCAUCGACAUCACGGGAGUGCGCCUGCCCACUGGCUACUACUUUGGAGCCUCGGCUGGCACCGGAGACCUGUCUGACAAUCAUGACAUCAUCUCCAUGAAACUGUUCCAGCUGAUGGUAGAACAUACGCCUGAUGAAGAGAACAUUGACUGGACCAAGAUUGAGCCCAGUGUCAAUUUCCUCAAGUCACCCAAAGACAAUGUGGAUGACCCGACGGGAAACUUCCGCAGCGGGCCCCUGACGGGGUGGCGGGUGUUCCUGCUGCUGCUAUGUGCGCUCCUGGGCAUCAUCGUGUGUGCCGUGGUGGGGGCCGUAGUGUUUCAGAAGCGGCAGGAGCGGAACAAGCGAUUCUACUGAGCGGCCGGCGCUCUGCUCUGGGGAAGGCCUGGUUUUGGGCCCCGGCACUAAUGUGAACUUUUUUUUUUACUGAGAUUGUAAAAGAAAAACAAGACGACCUUAUUUCUUAACCGUUUCAAAGAAAUAAUUAAAGUAUUUUCGUACAUUUUGCUUCUUGCCCAGCAGGGAUAAGCUGCAGGGCUGGGGAAUAGGGUUUGGCAUCCCCACACCUGGGGCAGAGGUCCUCACCCAUCUCAGGAGCAGGGAGGAGUCUGUGCCUGGAGCUGGGCCCUGGCAGGUGGCUCUUGAACACUGGAGGGCCCCCCAAACACAUUGUGGUGGGUGUCUGACGAUGCAAGCAGUGAUUUUGUUCUGUGCGGUGUGUGUUGGUGGAAAAGGAGGCUGACUGGGGAACCUGGGCCUUUUUGGUCACCCUCUGAGCUUCUUCCCAAGGCAGAGCCUCAAGUGAGGCUGGAGGAGCAAUUUGGUGGGGCUCAGAGUGUGACCGUUUGCUAAAUAAAGUGAAAUAACCAACCUCA
Molecule: messenger RNA, 1819 nt
Organism: Leopardus geoffroyi (Geoffroy's cat)
Lineage: Eukaryota; Metazoa; Chordata; Mammalia; Carnivora; Felidae
Gene: LMAN2
Product: lectin, mannose binding 2
Exons: 8
Coding region: 231-1301 (356 amino acids)
Biological process (GO): endoplasmic reticulum to Golgi vesicle-mediated transport; Golgi organization; endoplasmic reticulum organization
Cellular component (GO): endoplasmic reticulum-Golgi intermediate compartment; Golgi membrane; endoplasmic reticulum membrane
Molecular function (GO): D-mannose binding
Source: RefSeq, a predicted model, not a curated record